Messenger RNA from Nannochloropsis gaditana CCMP526, 258 nucleotides. Its product is annotated as 1-acyl-sn-glycerol-3-phosphate acyltransferase. Gene Ontology annotation, molecular function: acyltransferase activity. The coding region runs from base 1 to 258 and encodes 85 amino acids. The transcript has 3 exons. The record is from RefSeq and is a predicted model, not a curated record.
AUGGGCUUGGCCGGCGACCUCCCUGUUCACUUUACGCGAGACUGCCACGGCUGGGGUGUCGUCAAGGGAACCGUGGGCAAACUCAUGGAGCAAUGCAAAGUCUACAUAUCGGAGGGCAUGUCUCUGACAGUCUUCCCGGAGGGAGGACGCUCAGAGAAUGGCCAUCUACGCCCUUUUAAAGACGGGUUCUUCCAACUCGCGCUCGAAACACAGGCCGAAAUCCUUCCCUGCGCCUUGUCCGGCGUGGCCUAUCUAUGA